Molecule: messenger RNA, 2067 nt
Organism: Lingula anatina
Lineage: Eukaryota; Metazoa; Brachiopoda; Lingulata; Lingulida; Lingulidae
Product: pantetheinase
Molecular function (GO): hydrolase activity, acting on carbon-nitrogen (but not peptide) bonds, in linear amides
Source: RefSeq, a predicted model, not a curated record
UUGGUUUUCGGUGGGGCAAAAUUUCAUGUGUCAUCAUUUUCAAAAUGUCUCGCUUGUGCAAAUGUGCCUUGUCUUUGGUAGUUUUGUUAUAUGUAAUAAUACAGGUAAAAUGUAACGCGAGGAAAUCGUAUACUGCCGCUGUAUAUGAGCAUGCGGUAUUCACGCUACCACUCGCUGAGAUCGAGAAUAAGACGGUAGCUCUCUCCGUUAUGAAACAGAAUCUUCAAGUUUAUGAAACAGCAACGGCAGAGGCAAAGAAAAAGGGUGCUGAAAUCAUAGUGUUCCCAGAGGAUGGGUUAUACGGCUUCGAAUUCACUCGUGAAGUAUUCCAUUACUUCACCGAGGACAUCCCCAACCCUGAGACCCAACCAGGGUGGAACCCUUGUAAAGACCAACAUCCCGGAGAUCCAACAAACACCCCAGUGCAAUACUGGCUCAGCUGUAUGGCACUGAACAAUAGUAUAUACCUUGUUGCCAAUGUCGGCGACGUGAAGUACUGUAACGUAAAGUCGGACAAAUUGUGCCCAGCUGACGGGCGCUAUCAAUACAACACCAACGUAGUCUACGACCCAGAAGGCAGAUUAGUCGCAAGAUAUCACAAGCAAAACUUGUUCAUGGGUGAAAAGCUAAAGUAUAACCAGCCUCAUCAAUGUGAGUACACCACGUUUACCACGCCCUUCGGGAAAUUCGGUACCUUCACCUGCUUCGAUGUCCUCUUCCGCGAGCCGCCGAUCUCCCUGGUAGAGAACUAUGGCGUGGAUAAUGUGGUUUUCCCUACUGCUUGGAUGGACGUUCUUCCAUUAUUUGCUUCUGUUGAAUUUCACCAGGCAUGGGCAAUGGGUAUGGGAGUGAACUUUCUCUCAGCCAACACUCACAGAGCCAGUCUUCGUAUGCAUGGGAGUGGGAUAUUCACUCCGCAGGGAGCUGUUGUCUAUACACAUGAUACAACCACCGAACAAGGAAGACUUUUGGUGGCCAAGGUGCCAAUACUGAAAAGAACGCCCAUAAAAAGUACAUACAGGCCAUAUAAAAACAUGCCGCUGCCAACUGAUCACGAGGCCCAAACUGCAAUCAAGUUUCAAGCUGAGGUCUUCUCGGACUUAUUUGAUUUUGUCACCCUGCCAAAGCCAAGCGGCAGUUUAACCAUUUGCCAGAAGGCCGUCUGCUGCCAAUUGAAUUACACUUUCGAAGAUUCGCACUCUGGCGGCCUGUAUGCUCUUGGCGCCUUUGACGGCCUGCACACCCGCGAAGGACAAUAUUACCUACAGAUAUGUACGCUACUGUCCUGUGCUAAUUCUUCCACCGAUUCCUGUGGCCAACCUACCAACAUUGCUAAAUCACGUUUUAAGAAUUUGUCACUAAGUGGCAUUUUCAACACAAAAUAUAUUUUCCCGGAAUUCUUGACAACAGAUGGAACAGGUCAUGACCUUGCCAAUGGACAGUGGCUUUAUGAUGAUGGCAUGAUUAAAGUCAACAAUACUACUGUAAAACCUCUUCUGUCCGCAACGCUCUUUGGGAGAUGGUAUCAAAGAGACAAUGACUUUUACCUUACUGGUGCCUCAGCAAGGAAAUCGCCAAUGGUGUUGGCUCUUAACCUUGUCUUAUAUAACGUGUUGUUUAACUUGCUUUACUGAACCCUAUUUUCGUUUUCUUGUCAGGAAUGAUGAGCACAUUAAACAAAUUUGUAAGUUAAAAUACUCGGUACUGUUUGUGUAAUUGCAAGAGAGCAAAAGUUUAGUAGUUUGGGUUUUGCCAUAUACUGGUAUCUUAUAAUAUUUUUAAAAUAUUCAACAUAUACUUUAGUAUAGAUGUAGAGCAGUGUAUGCAUCCAAUAUCACAUUUGCCACUCCAGACAUUUUACAAUGACUUUCGUGUGCUGUCUGUUUUAUAACUUAUAGUGCUGGCAAUCAUGACAGUAAUUAACAUGAUUUAGAAAAAUGUUUUUAUAAAAUCGGUUAUAAAUACGCCGAUCCGGAUAACUAAUACUCUUAUUAGAUUGAACACUCCUUGGUCGUGUUGGAGUAUACCCUAGGUCGUGUGAUAACUGAUAAUAAAGUAUCCAUAUGC